Molecule: messenger RNA, 1542 nt
Organism: Penicillium waksmanii
Lineage: Eukaryota; Fungi; Ascomycota; Eurotiomycetes; Eurotiales; Aspergillaceae
Product: putative NAD+ kinase
Exons: 5
Coding region: 1-1542 (513 amino acids)
Biological process (GO): NAD+ metabolic process; NADP+ biosynthetic process
Molecular function (GO): NAD+ kinase activity
Source: RefSeq, a predicted model, not a curated record
AUGGACUCUGACCGAAAGUCGUCCUCGCCCGCCGUAGACGAGAGCUACGGAGGGGCCAAUGACCCCGAUGCGCAAAACCGGCUGGAGGUCGUCUUCUACCCCGACUCGAGCCACCGCCGCAAAUCCUCUCUGGUGACCAUGGAGAAACCUAGAUUCCGGCACCACUUCGACCAGCAUGAUAGGACAACCGCCUGCUAUGUGCAUUCUCUUAUCGCAGGGGAAUGGGCAUCGCCUCUCAAGAAUCCGGACGGGGCUGCGGAAGAUGAAGAGGCUCAAGAGGUGAUCCGUACACUCAAUGAGGAGGAACCAACGAUCGAUACGAGCGCCCUCGACGACGACCAUGUUGUCUCGAUGGUUGAUGGUGAUGGUAGCAAUAUGAAACCAUUUCCUACGGUCAUUCAAUCACGACAUUUGACCAAGCGCCAGCUGUCGGACAUGGCUUGGAAUGUUCGCAAGCUAUCAAAGAAGCUCGGUAGCAUUAAGCUUAAGCUUACGGUGAAGAAUGUCUUCGUGGUGAGCAAGGCAUACGACGAAUCUCUUGUUAGCUUAACGCGCAAGGUAACAAGGUGGCUUCUCUCGAAGGACCGUGAUACUCUUUAUAAUGUGUAUGUGGAAAAGCGGAUGGAGACACACCCAGAUUUUGGGACUCUCCAGCUCAUUCAGGAGAACUCGUCGGCCAAGGGCCGGCUGAUGUUUUGGGAUCCAAAGCUCGCCCAGGAUCAGCCACAUCUCUUUGAUUUUGUCGUCACGUUGGGUGGGGAUGGAACGGUGCUUUACACCAGCUGGCUAUUCCAGCGUAUUGUGCCGCCGGUUCUGUCUUUUGCACUCGGCUCAUUAGGGUUCUUGACAAACUUCGACUUUGCCGAUUACCAGCAUAUUCUGGAGAAUGCUUUUCGGGACGGCGUUGUCGUCAGUCUCCGGUUACGUUUCGAGUGCACUAUUAUGAGAAGCAAAGCACGAUUGAAGGAUCCUCAUGCCAUGGGACUGACAAGCCGAGAUUUGGUGGAGGAGCUUAUCGGCGAAGAAGGAGAAGACACACUGACACACACUCCUGAUAGAGUGUAUGAGAUUCUAAACGACGUGGUGCUUGACCGUGGGCCAAAUCCAACCAUGUCCCAAAUCGAAUUAUUUGGCGACGACGAGCACUUUACCACGCUCCUUGCCGAUGGGAUAUGUAUUGCGACCCCGACAGGUUCGACAGCCUACAACCUCGCUGCUGGUGGAUCUCUAUCACACCCCGAGAACCCAGUAAUCCUCGUCACUGCCAUUUGCGCGCACACCCUAUCCUUCCGUCCAAUUAUUCUACCAGAUACCAUAGUACUCCGGAUGGGUGUGCCUUACGAUGCUCGGACAAGUUCCUGGGCCAGUUUUGAUGGCCGCGAGAGGGUUGAACUGCAUCCCGGAGACUACGUUACAGUAUCAGCUUCGAGAUAUCCAUUUGCUAAUGUCCUUCCCCAAGGGCGACGAGGCGAGGACUGGGUGCAUAGCAUCUCGAAAACUCUCAACUGGAAUUCGCGCCAGAAACAGAAGAGCUUCAAGUAG